AUGCGCCGUUCAGCUGCAGCCACUCAGACAUCCUCUGCUGUUGCCUCCUCAUCCCUUGUAUCUGCAGUUCAUGUUUUCUCCUCUUCUCUGACCAUGUCAGAAAAUUUCCAAAAGCCAUUUCUACUUGGAACUCUAAAUUCUCUGCAGCACUCUCUUCCUGUGGUGAGCAAUGCAACCUCCCUGACAGGAAGUGCCUGCAACUUCUCCAGAGUCUCUGCUCCUGCCGUCGGUUCGGCAUCAGCUACCGGUCCCAACGUGAUCAAAGCCAAAGACAACAGAGCCAUUAAGGUGAAUCAGGUGCGGGAAAAGCCAAGUGUCAUAAAGGCUCCCUCUGAUCAACCCAGAAAGAACAAACAUAAAGCCUCUGAGCCUAUCAAUGCUGCUCCCAAGGCCAAAAUGCAGCCAAAGAAUCCAGAGUGCCUGUUAGCGGGAGAAGUGGCUCUAUGCAAUGCUGCAGUCAGUGACAGGGCUCCUGUGAACACGGCCAAGGGUUCUAAAGGCAAACCUCAGAAAGCUGCAUCCAGGAAGAUCAGCAAAACGAAGAGCCACGGGCAGGAAAAGACCAAAAGGACCAGAGGAAGAAAGAAGGCUGAAGAGAAUAAGCAGCCAGGGAGCAAAGUCAAGGCAGGAGAGAAGCCAACAAUUCCCCAGAUGAAGCGAAAGGAACACCAAACUGAGCCUAUCCAAGAGAGCUUUAAAAAGCCUCGAACCGCCCUACGCGUGCGCAUGCUGGAGGCUGUGCAGGUUUUUCAUGCACUGGGGGAGAAGAAUGAUAAGAGAACUGGGCUCUCCUCCUGUUGGGUCUUGGGAAAUUCAAGCAACUCUAAAGACCCCCAGCCACCCCCAGCUAUCCAGCCAUGGCGGAAUACCCCACGUGAGGGUAAGGGCCCUGAGAAAACUCAAGGCGAAGCCCAGAACCCAGACAGCAGUGCUGAAAAAGAGUGUCCAUCUCCAUCCCAGUAUGAGCUGCUGCCUCCUGGGAAGGUCAAGUUGAUACCUCUGCCUUUUUCUGCCUGGGACAAGCCUCAAGCUCGACCUGCUCCUCGGAGGCCACAGUCUCCGGCCUCACAUCGGCCUGCUGUUGCUGACCGUGCCCACCCUGCUUCUACUGACUCAGCUCAAACUGCUGCAGUCAGUUCUUCCCAGCCAGCUCCUGCCUCUUUGCCAGGUCCUGCCAAACCAGCUCAGCCAACUGUGACCAACCCAACCCAACCGGGUUGGACCGACCAUACCCAGCCUAGUGUCCCUCAGUCUGCUGCUCCUAGGCCUGCACCCUACAAAACGUCAUCAUGCACUUCUCUCCAGUGGGAGCCUGUCCCCCCUGCUGUGACUAAGCGCCAGUCCCCAGCCAACCUCCAAACCCCAUUUCUACUCCAAGACUUCAGCAAGAAACCAGUUCCGUGGAGGGAACCCAAUGUUCCUCAGCCAGUAAUGUCAAAGCCCAUCGAACUAGAGCAGAGGCCCGAGCGGGAGGCCAUGAAGAGGCGGGCCCAACAACAACGUGAGAAUGCUGCCAAAUACACCUCUUUGGGGAAAGUGCAAUUUUUCAUUGAGAGGCAAAAAGAAAUGGAAAUUGCUGACUACUACGGAUAUGUAAAGUAACAGCUGCUAGGAUUGUUGGUGCCACCUUGGGGACCAG
Orcinus orca (killer whale) is the source of this 1639-nucleotide messenger RNA. RefSeq lists its product as uncharacterized. Bases 1 to 1602 code for a protein of 533 amino acids. The record is from RefSeq and is a predicted model, not a curated record. NCBI's taxonomy places the organism in Eukaryota, Metazoa, Chordata, Mammalia, Artiodactyla, Delphinidae. The transcript has 3 exons.